AUGAAAUGACAAAAUGAAAGUAUCAAAAGCAGAAAUACCCAGACUUGAAAAAAUAUUGUUUCUGUAGAUCAAGCUGAAGCUAUAUGAAGCUGUUCAAAAGUCACCUAUGUUGUUAAAAAUCUUACCUUUUCUGCUCCUGGUUUCAACAUCCCAAGGUUUUUGGUUUUUCAAAAGCAGAAAAGUUUGUUAUGCUCAGAUCGGGUGUUUCAGUAAUGCAGCUCCAUUUAAUAAUGUGAUGGGUAUCCUGCCCGACUCACCUAACAAGAUUCAAACAACCUUUAUGUUGUACACGAGAGAAAACCGGGAAACCCCUCAGAUUCUGAGCCCCUACAAUUCAAAUACCAUCUCCCGAUCAAAUUUUGAUGCAAGUCGAUUAACAAUAUUUAUCACCCACGGGUUUACUGACACUACCAAAACUGGAUGGGCGCUGAAAAUGAAAGAUGCGCUUCUGGAAGUGGAUGAUGUAAACGUGAUACCUGUCGACUGGUCCCCAGGAACUAAGGGCUUCAAUUACAUGAAAUCCAGUGCAAACACGCGCGUUGUUGGAGCUACCAUUGGUAACAUGCUAAAGGCUUUGUGGGACACAACUAAUAUACAGCUUAGUCGUGUUCAUUUGAUUGGUCAGAGUCUUGGGGCCCAUAUCAUGGGGUACGCCGGUGACUGGACGCGUUCAAGCAUUAACAUUGGUAGUAUAGGCAGAAUAACAGGUUUAGACCCAGCUGGAUUACAUUUUGAAGGUUUUGACAUCAAAGUGAAAUUGGAUGUCUCUGAUGCCAGCUUUGUCGAUGUCAUUCACACGGAUGCGGCCUCUAUUAUGAAUUUUGGACUUGGAAUCAGCAGUCCUAAUGGACACGUCGAUUUUUAUCCCAACGGAGGUAAAAGACAACCGGGGUGCAACGCUUUGUGGAAGGUAGUGUGUAGUCAUAUGAGAGUGAUUGAUUACUUCAUAGAGUCCAUCACUUCCUUCUGUGAAUUUAAGGCGUUUCCAUGCCUAGGCUAUUGGGAUUACUACUUUGGAGGAUGUAGAUCGUGUCGCAAUGGCUGCAAUAGAAUGGGUUACCAUGUCGAUAAAAAUGUACACGGCACAUUCUAUCUGCAAACAAAAACUGAAUAUCCCUUUUGUGAGGAAUGACAAGUUUACCUACGUUUUUACCGCAGGAAAUCUCUUCAAACCCUUGUUGUGGGAGAGAACACAGACGUAGGUCUGCUUAGAAGGAGGAUUUGUAGAACUCUGGACAUGAUUUAAGAAUUUAAGUGAUCUGACUGUCAAAAAGAUCUAGAUGGUGACUGAUUGAAAGAAUAUACUUUUCUAUGUCUGGAUAGUGAGAGUGUCCGAAAAAAGAGAAAUCGUAUCCAGUGUAGAAAAAGCAGUGAAAACCCCUUUAAGGCUACUUCUUGCUCAAAUGCAAACCUUAUACUGUAUUUCCAUUCGUAAAAAUAACGAGAGAAGAAUUUUUGGUGCUGAUAAAUUUGUAAAAUUGCGCUGUAUAAUUAUUGUAUCUUUCAGUAUUGGAUUACUUUUUUAUGAACUACAUGUAGGGAUGUGGGAAUCUUAAUAAAAACAGGAAAUAUUUAAUUUUAUGGAUAUGCGUGCAUUAUGAAAUACUCGGUAUGUAAUUUUCGUAAUCCAGUGAAUAUGGCGAUGUAGUCUAAUAUUUCUUUCCUUCAGAUAUCCUUAUGAUAAAAAGAUUCAAAUGUAAAUUGUUCUUGCUUUGAAUUUUUAAAUCAAAAAAAGUAAUUGACACUGGAACGCCACCAAUGGGAAA
This is a messenger RNA of Saccostrea echinata, 1766 nucleotides long. RefSeq names its product inactive pancreatic lipase-related protein 1-like. Gene Ontology annotation, biological process: lipid metabolic process. Lineage: Eukaryota; Metazoa; Mollusca; Bivalvia; Ostreida; Ostreidae. The record is from RefSeq and is a predicted model, not a curated record. The transcript has 6 exons. Bases 107 to 1132 code for a protein of 341 amino acids. Gene Ontology annotation, molecular function: triacylglycerol lipase activity.